Molecule: messenger RNA, 288 nt
Organism: Parnassius mnemosyne (clouded apollo)
Lineage: Eukaryota; Metazoa; Arthropoda; Insecta; Lepidoptera; Papilionidae
Source: the annotation of a GenBank genome assembly
UUGACAUCGGGACGUCAAUCACCUCAGUCCCCCGUGACCACGGUUGCUGGAAAGCAACCGAAACGUCGGGAAUAUAAAAUAAGUAAAUUAAACGCGAUAAAAUCCGUAAAAAUAGUUUUAUUCAAUUUGUCACCACUAUACUGGCCCCUAGCCAGAGUCAUAAAUACCUACCCUGGUAAAGAUGGAAAAGUGAGAGUAGUUGAAGUCAAAACUGCUAACGGCCACAAACAUAAAAGAGCUGUAAUGAAAGUUUGUGUUCUACCGCUGGAAUGCAGUGGUGCUGGCUAA